Molecule: messenger RNA, 5519 nt
Organism: Procambarus clarkii (red swamp crayfish)
Lineage: Eukaryota; Metazoa; Arthropoda; Malacostraca; Decapoda; Cambaridae
Source: RefSeq, a predicted model, not a curated record
CUCCCAGGCCCGAGCCCUCUCCCAGGCCCGAGCCCUCUCCCAGGCCCGAGCCCUCUCCCAGGCCCGAGCCCUCUCCCAGGCCCGAGCCCUCUCCCAGGCCCGAGCCCUCUCCCAGGCCCGAGCCCUCUCCCAGGCCCGAGCCCUCUCCCAGGCCCGAGCCCUCUCCCAGGCCCGAGCCCUCUCCCAGGCCCGAGCCCUCUCCCAGGCCCGAGCCCUCUCCCAGGCCCGAGCCCUCUCCCAGGCCCGAGCCCUCUCCCAGGACCGAGCCCGUCUCCACACCUUCGUCUAAGACGGUGUCCAUUCCCACAGCUUCGCCCGAGCCCACGCCUAGCCUCGAUCCCUUGACCGCGAUAUCGCCUAGGGUCGCGAUGUCUCCUAGGACCGAGCCCUGUCCUAGAACUGAUCCCUCCCCUGAGCCAUGUCCUAGCGCCGAUCCGUGUCCUUCGACCGAGCCCUCAGCAGCGUCAUGUCCUAGCACCGAGCCCUCAACCACGCCGCCUGUGAUCUUGCUGUCGACCGAGCCCUCGCUCCCCCCCUCACCUGCUCCACCGUCGUCUGGGACGACACUGAGACACGGUUCCUGCGACACCAUCCCGCCUCGGUACUACGAGGACCCCAAGCGGCUGCUCAUGGCGAUCCGCAAGUUAAAGUUUUCUAAAAAGUACCUCCAGUCAAUUCAGUCCACCUGGCCAUGGCUGGUGUCAACUGGUCCAGUAGUGGAGGACACGGAGGUUGCAAGCAACCUCUUGCAGGUGAGUGCAAGUGUGCACAAUACGGUGCAGGAGCUGGUUCGAAACCCUUUGGCAACCGUGGAAGGAAUGGAUGUCAAGGUGCUGGAGGUUGAGGUCCGUGAUUUUGCUAUUGGAAUUGCCUUUGGUUCGGCGGCUGGAUUCGUCUUCCCCGAAGAAUUGAUUAGAAUCCUUAGCAAGCUGAAGCAUCUCGUUCCUGUGGGGUUGAAGAUGGUGGAAGUGUCCUUGGCGUGCCUUGAGGCGAAGUGGCAACAAUUCUUAUAUUCCUAUAGUUUAGACGGGACAUUUUAUGUUGGCACUAGUCCCUCGGCCUCGUCGAAGCCUCCGUAUGGCACUGACACUCCCACCACGUCAACAGAACGACGGAGUUACAUCCUUCCCAACAUCACAAGGCCAGGACCUGCACAUGUUCAAAACAUCACUACAUCAGCAGAACCUACGUACAUCCCUGCUACAUCACAGCAACCUGGACCGAUCCUGGGCGACAAUACCACAGCCACAGGAACCGGUUAUGCCCUCACAGAAGGCACAGCCACGGAGCCUGACUCCACGGAGGUGUUAGUGGACACCCGCGACCUUUCCCCCAGCACGGUGGAGCCUCGCCUGAGGGGAAACGUGACCACAGGGUCCUGGGUGGAGGGGCGUGUCUGUGGUUACAACCUGGAAGAUCUUCUUCAAUCUUCAUUUGUUAUUGGAUCAUCCAGACGCCAGCUUCACUAUAUCGUGACAAAUAUGGCCAAUAUUAGAAACAUCAUUUUCAAGUCUGUGGUGAGAGUUUGGGAGGUGCAGGGACUGUCUGUCUGGCGUGUGGAGAAGCAAGGGGUCGCCCUCAACGCCUCCAUCGUCCCCUCGCUGACCUUCGCCCGCUCGGUCAAAGUGAGUGGGGACGUGAAGGCUAAGGUCAUCAAUGGUGUUCCCAGCACCUCCUACCUCACUCUCCACGGCACUCAUCGCCUCCCUCGCCCUCUGACCUUCACGAGUGUGGCGGUGGUAGGGCGCGUGAGGGUGUUGGAGGAGGUGAAUGACCUGGACCUGGUGGUUUGGAGCGGCAGUGUAGUGGUGACCACCUCGGCUGCGUCCCUACUGUGUGUGUCGGACGUCUCCUUCAGCCACGUGGUCGCCCUCAGUGUGGUGAGCGAGACGGUACGGGUGGCUGGGACGUCGCUACAGGACCUCGUACUUCUUAAUGAAACUGCUGUAAUUACAGGGAAGAAGAGGUUCCUGGAAGAAGUGGUGGUGAGGGAGGGCGAGGUGAGGACAGGCGCCCUCACAGUACACAGAGUUAGCAACAUCAGUCUCGCCACUCUCUUCCUCCACUCCCUCAGGAAGAACUCAGGUGGUGUCCAGGUGGUGUCUGGGAGCCACGUGUUGGACCAGCUGGUGGUGAAGCAUGACCUAGUUACACGGGGACUCUCCUCCCUCAGUGACAGAGGUCACCUGCCCUUCUUGAACUUAACCAAGACGGCAGGACGCGUGGUACUCCUGGACCAGACUGCUACCAUCACCGGAGGACUACUCCUGAGGGGCUCAGUCUCUCUCUCCUUCCUCACCUUCCUUGAUACUUUUGAUAAGGUGCCGGCUGCUCGAUAUAGAGAUGGGUGGCUACUGAAGUCUUCCAACCAGACCAUAUCAGGUCAGAUGACUUUAGCCAGCAUGACCUCGGGUCACGUUAUGACCUCGGACGGAGUCGAGGUGCAAGGAGUCAACCUCGCUCACUUUAAGAAUAUUACUGCAAUGGUUGAUGUGUCGACGCUUCUCACAUCUCCACUCACGUUCACUGAGUUGGUGUCAAUGAGGUGGGUGAGUGUAUCAGGGCGGGUUCAGGGCUGGGACUUGUCCGAAGAAACCAUCGUCAGUGGGUCCUCAGUCAAGACCUUAGUCUCCUCCAAGAAGACCUUCCUCGCCUCCGUCACCGUCGCUGGCAGCUUCUGGGCAGUCAAGGGCAUAAGUGGUGUUGACGUUCAAAGACUCUGCCAAGGAGAGGAAUUUGAGUCUCUCGACAUCAUUGGUGAAGUGAGGUUGAUGGGAGGUGUCAGUGCCGGUGAGGCGCACCUUGGCCACCACCUCAUGACAGGUGAGGCGGAACAGACCUACUGGCUUAAGGACUCAAAGGUCGUCCUCAGACACUCCUUCACCUUCCUGAGGUUGCAGGUGCAACAUGCCACAGUCAACACCUCGGUGAAUAGAGUUGACCUCGGGAAGCUGAGUGCAUUUGUGUUAAGGAAGACUUGCCGUGGGUGGCAGGCACUCAGCCAGGGUGCCACCCUGAGGGCACUCACCUCACACACACUCGUCGUCUCCAGAGUUAAGACGAAGAUUGUAAAUGAGCAGCCAGCAGACGUCUUGAGGGGCAUCCUUACCCUGCGUGGCGGUCAGGUCAUCUCUGGUCACUUCAGCCUUGGCAGUGUUCAUGUCAUGGGAAAUGUAGCGACUUCAGGACUGGUGAACAGGUUGUACAUGGCCCAGUUCUGCCAAGUGAGAAGACCAUGCAUGGUCCGUGCUUCAAAGACCUUCAGUCAGGACCUCACCAUCAGUGGUAACCUGAUUGUCUCUGCUGGCAAGACGGUGCAGGGCGUAGACCUGUCAGAGGAGCUGAAGGCGGUGCUGAAGAAGGGAACUUGUGGCCACGUCCCAGGCCUUACCACCUUUACCGGGGAUCUAGCUAUUGCAGGUCUUGCAAGGGUACAUGGACUAGUAGAUGAUGUGAAGAUGACCCUGAAGCACCUGGUGACCCGGAGUGACCCUCAGACUAUGACUGCCCAGUUUAUAAUACACGCUCAAGGGAUAGCUGUUAUAGCUGGGAGCAUAGACGCUUCAGAUGGGCUGUUCAACAAGAUGAACUUGACACUCCUGUGGACCAACGCGUUUCGUGAGGGGCUCGUGACUAUAGUGAGGUCACCGGUGACGUUCCUUAGCGCUGUGGUGAUGUUGAACGCUUCCUACGGCACAGGUCACCAGUCUCUGAACACGUCCCUUCUCACCAGCCAUGACUGGAGAAGAAUUCACCAAGACUUCACCUCUCUUUAUCACCUCGGCGUUGCCAGUCAAUGCACAAUCAACAACACAGUUCACGAGUUGUGGGGCUGGAGAAGUGUGCAGAGAUUUGCUGGAACGACAAAACGUAUCGUCCCUUUGAGGCUGGACUGGGAGAAGGGUAUGGCCUCGUGCCCCCGGUACCUGGUCGUCAUACCCAGAUCAGGUGACGCCAGGAUUCUGACGUAUAGUCCCGCCGACGACCACUACCACGACAGAGGUAUAGUGCUGGCCGGAGUGUGCUUCAGGAAAGUGGUGGGGUACAGUGCCCGAGGGCAGGACUAUGUUGUCUCCGCCCACGCUUGCUACCACCACGACGCCCACACCAACCACGACGCCGCCCACGACCCCGCCCACGGCAACCAGUCCACAUCUUACAUGCCUCAGGUGUCGGAGAGGAGCCAGUGGGUGACGGUGUGGAGGCUGGGUCCCAGGGGCGCUCGUCUGCUUCAUCAAAUCCCUUCUCCUGGAGCUGUUGAUAUACAGGUGGUUCGUCUACGGAACGAGAUCUGCCUGGUGGUGGUUGAGGCCAAGGGUGUGGACACUGUAGUGGUGUGUGAACACCGCCCUAACACCUUCCACCUACUCCAGCGCCUGCCCUCGGCUGACCCACAGAAGGUAUCAGUGGUGCAGCAGUACGACCCCAGUGGGAGACGCGGGACCUUCCUGGUGGUGGCUGCCAGAGGAAUCUCUCCUCAACACACAAGUUCCUUCUUCGUCUGGCGUUACGACGCCGAGGAAGCCGCCUUCUCUCUCCUACAGAGGGUGUCCUUCGACAACGUGGAGUGGGUAGACUUAACUACCCACGAAGGCGAUCUCUAUUUGGCGGUGGUGUCAAAGGGCUUCAGGGGUGAGAAAUACGGAGAAGUGGAUAUCUACAGGAUGGAUUGGCACAGUGAAGAUGGUGCCAGGUCCCAGAGCCAUCAUGGCGCCACCUCUGACAAGAUGGAAGCUAACGCAGGCGACUCCAGCUUCCUCCUGCAGCAACGGUUUGUGGUGAAGGGGCCUCUCGAGGCUCACUUCGUCAGUAUUCCUGCAGGCAACCUGUACCUGCACGUCAUCAGUCGGGAUGGACGAGUCUCCCGGUUCAUCAAGAAAGGCAUACACAGAUUCCAGAUGGAAGGGGAGUUACACUUCCCUGGGAAGCAGACUAUGGAGGCGUGGGUGUGUGGAGCCCGCGGGAGGUUCACCUACAGGAUCUCCCUCGCUGGGAACCUGUGUAGUGAACAGGACGAGACCAACGAGGAACAUGCAGAGGUCCUCGAAGUGAACUUCAGACCGUGAUUCUCGACUGGAUGUUCUGAAGGCCGUGUUUGGUAGGCAACUCUUCAAGCCAGACCUUCAUAGCUCAUUGAAAAUUUAGAGAAGUUGACAAUUAGCGCCUCUGAGAGAGAUUUUGAUAAAUUGGAUAUAUUUAAAGUCUUGAAUAUUGUAAAAUAAUUGAACAGUAGUUGUUUUACAGACAAAAUGAAGAGAAUGAUGUUAGUAUUUUGCAAAUACAGCGUUUUUGACGUGUUGGCUGCCAUCCAGUAUAAAUAGGCGCCGUGUUCCACUGGCUGCUUUCACCAGUGUUUAACACGUGUUAAUAAGUACACCAUUGGUGUUAUUGUAAGUCGUGUAUUGUACUGUUGCCAAUCGUGAUAAUUCUUCUAUAGCAUUGAUCGACCAUUUUAUUACUAAAUUAUAUUUACUCCUAUAUAAUGAUUUACACGAGAUUAAUAUAUUUAUAUAAGCAUU